CCUGGGUGCUGGCACAUCUCCGCAGAGCUUGGCAGCCUCCCCGGGAGCGGGUGGGUGACCAGCAGAGGGCCUGGCUCUGCCGCUCCCCAGCGCAGCUUUUAUUCUGCCCAGAGCUCUCCGGAGAGCCCAGAGCAGCGGCUGGAGCCGGACAGACCGGCUGCUCCUCCGGAAGGCUCCCUCGCUGCCUGCAGCCCCGGGGUCCCUGUGCUCGGGGCUGCUCUGUCUCCCGGCACACGCUUUCUCCGGAGGGUGCAGAGGGGACGAUGCCUUCGCCGCCGCCACUUGUCGUCCUGCUGCUGAUGCUGCUGGUGCUGGGGGCUGCGGCGAUGCAAGGCAGGGCUGGGCAGCCUGGGGAAGGCAGCACCCACCAUGGCCAGGGUGCAGAUGGAGGUAAGACUCUGCAGACGAUUUCCCGGGACAGUUCAGAGGUCCAGGUGAGGAAGGAGAGGCUCCGCCGGGGGACGGAGGAGGACUCCAAGUCGGUGCAGCAGUACGUGCCAGGGGUGCGGGUGGAGUUCCCGCGGCCCCUCAACUCCGCCAGCCUGCACCCAACCAAGGCCCUGCUGCCAUCCAGCACGGACCCAUCUGAGCAGCAACAAAGGGUCCCCACAGACGGGGAGGGGGCAGAGCCCCGAGCCAACCUCACCACUGUGUCCGACAAGCGGUUGCAAAUCCAGAACCCCUUGUACCCAGUGACGGAGAACUCCUACAGCGCCUAUGCCGUGAUGUUCCUGUCCCUCAUCGUCUUUGCAGUGGGCAUCAUCGGAAACCUCUCUGUGAUGUGCAUCGUGUGGCACAACUACUACAUGAAGAGUGCCUGGAACUCCAUCCUGGCCAGCCUGGCUUUCUGGGACUUCCUCAUCCUCUUCUUCUGCCUGCCUGUGGUCAUCUUCAAUGAGAUCACCAAGAAGAGGCUGCUGGGGGACGUGUCCUGUCGCAUCGUGCCCUUCAUGGAGGUAUCGUCGCUGGGAGUCACCACCUUCAGCCUCUGCGCCCUGGGCAUCGACAGGUUCCACGCAGCCACCAGCCCCCAGGCCAGCGCCCGGCCCAUCGAGCAGUGCCAGUCCAUCAUCGCCAAGCUGGCUGUCAUCUGGGUGGGCUCCAUGACGCUGUCAGUGCCGGAGAUCCUGCUCUGGCAGCUGGUGCGGGACACGUCACCCGUGUCCGGCGUGGUGACGGAGUAUUGCACCAUGAAGCCCUCGUCCAGCCUGCCUGAGUCUGUCUACUCGCUGGUGCUCACCUACCAAAAUGCUCGCAUGUGGUGGUACUUUGGUUGCUACUUCUGCUUGCCCAUCCUCUUCACUGUGAGCUGCCAGCUGGUGACCCGGAGGAUCAGCAGCACCGAGAAGAAGACCGAGUGCCGAGGGACCAAGCAUAGCCAGUGCGAGAGUCACUUGAACUGCACCAUCAUCGGGCUGACCAUCAUCUACGGGCUCUGCACCACCCCUGAGAAUGUCUGCAACAUCGUGGUGGCCUACAUGUCCCCUGACAUGUCCAAGCAGACCUUGGACCUGCUCAACCUCAUCAACCAGUUCUUCUUGUUCUUCAAGUGCUCAGUGACACCCGUCCUGCUUCUGUGCCUCUGCAGACCCCUGGGCCAGGCCUUCAUGGACUGCUGCUGCUGCUGCUGUGAGGGCUGCAGCCCUGACACUGCCUCCAGCGAGGGCAGCGCCGACAGCAAGCUCAAAACAGAGAUGUCCUCCUCCAUCUUCUUUGACAAGCCCCGGGAGUCCCCUCCACCCCUCCUGGCCCUCGGCACACCUUGCUAA
This is a messenger RNA of Gymnogyps californianus (California condor), 1769 nucleotides long. RefSeq names its product G protein-coupled receptor 37 like 1 (gene GPR37L1). Gene Ontology annotation, biological process: adenylate cyclase-inhibiting G protein-coupled receptor signaling pathway; positive regulation of MAPK cascade. Gene Ontology annotation, cellular component: signaling receptor complex; plasma membrane. Gene Ontology annotation, molecular function: G protein-coupled peptide receptor activity. Lineage: Eukaryota; Metazoa; Chordata; Aves; Accipitriformes; Cathartidae. The record is from RefSeq and is a predicted model, not a curated record. The coding region runs from base 264 to 1769 and encodes 501 amino acids. The transcript has 2 exons.